Messenger RNA from Gracilinanus agilis (Agile Gracile Mouse Opossum), 1093 nucleotides. It is a transcript of the gene NDUFAF5, whose product is annotated as NADH:ubiquinone oxidoreductase complex assembly factor 5. The transcript is spliced from 11 exons. The record is from RefSeq and is a predicted model, not a curated record. Gene Ontology annotation, cellular component: mitochondrion. Gene Ontology annotation, biological process: mitochondrial respiratory chain complex I assembly. Bases 7 to 1062 code for a protein of 351 amino acids. Gene Ontology annotation, molecular function: S-adenosylmethionine-dependent methyltransferase activity. Lineage: Eukaryota; Metazoa; Chordata; Mammalia; Didelphimorphia; Didelphidae.
GCCAUCAUGCUGCGGGCUGUCAGGCACCGGCGGUGGCUCCGUCUCCCAGCACCGGCGCCUUCUCGUGAGUCGGGCUGUGGGUGCGGCCGUGGCCAGCACAGCGGAUCCCGGGGAACCUCCUCUUACCCUUCCCUGUUUGGCGGCGCCGUUCCGGGGGUCUUGAAUGUUUUCGACCGAGUGUUGAAGAGGAAACAGAAGAACUGGGCGGCCCAGCAGCCAGAGCCUCUGAAGUAUGACUAUCUGAAGGAAGAGGUUGGUGGUCGUGUUGCUGACCGUGUAUAUGAUAUAGCCAGAGAUUUUCCCCUUGCUUUGGAUGUUGGCUGUGGAAGAGGUUAUAUAGCACAUCAUUUAAAUAAGGAAGUUGUUGGAAAAUUUUUCCAAGCAGACAUUGCAGAAAAUGCAUUGAAAAAUGCCUUAGAAACAGAAAUACCUACUGUUCGUUUGUUAGCUGAUGAAGAAUUUCUUCCCUUCAAAGAAAAUACAUUUGAUCUGGUUGUUAGCAGUUUAAGUUUGCAUUGGGUGAAUGAUCUUCCUAGAGCAUUUAAACAGAUUCAUCAUGUUUUAAAACCAGAUGGAGUAUUUAUUGGCGCAAUGUUUGGAGGAGAUACACUCUUUGAACUUCGAUGUUCUUUACAGUUAGCAGAACUGGAAAGAGAAGGAGGAUUUUCUCCACACAUUUCUCCUUUCACUGCAGUUAGUGAUCUGGGCCAUCUGCUGGGAAGAGCUGGUUUUAACACACUGACUGUGGAUACUGAUGAAAUUCAAGUUAAUUUUCCAGGAAUGUUUGAGGUGAUGGAAGAUUUACAAGGUAUGGGAGAGAGUAAUUGUUCUUGGAAUAGAAAACCUUUGCUUCAUAGAGAAACAAUGUUGGCAGCUGCAGCAAUUUAUCGAGAAAUGUAUGGAAAUGAGGAUGGCUCAGUACCUGCAACUUUUCAGAUCUAUUACAUGAUAGGAUGGAAAUACCAUGAUUCACAGGCAAGACCUGCUGAGAGAGGUUCAGCAACAGUAUCAUUUGGUGAUUUGGCAAAAAUAAAUAAUCUUAUGUCUCAUGGGAAGAAAUAGCUUUUGAUCACAAUAAAAAAUUCAGUGUUGA